This is a messenger RNA of Seriola aureovittata, 499 nucleotides long. It is a transcript of the gene ghrl, whose product is annotated as ghrelin/obestatin prepropeptide. Lineage: Eukaryota; Metazoa; Chordata; Actinopteri; Carangiformes; Carangidae. Gene Ontology annotation, molecular function: growth hormone-releasing hormone activity. Bases 157 to 480 code for a protein of 107 amino acids. The record is from RefSeq and is a predicted model, not a curated record. The transcript is spliced from 4 exons. Gene Ontology annotation, cellular component: extracellular region.
GGCACCCAAACACGGCACUAUAGGCUAUUUCAAGGAAAAGAGCAUUAGAGUUAGCAUCAGAUUUUGAGCAGUGGAUUUGAUUUUUAAUAUUUUAACCCUGUAGUUUGCUUCAUAAUUUUGUGUGGUCGAUUGAGCAGUGGAGAUUUUUGUUCCACCAUGUUUUUGAAAAGAAACACCUAUCUGCUGGUUUGUCUGUUGUGCUCUCUGACCCUGUGGUGUAAGUCAACCAGUGCUGGCUCCAGUUUUCUCAGCCCUUCACAAAAACCUCAGAACAGGGUGAAAUCUCCCAGAGUUGGCCGUCAAGUCAUGGAGGAGCCUGGUCAACCCACUGAGGACAACCACAUCACAGUAAGUGCCCCCUUUGAAAUUGGCAUCACCAUGACAGCAGAGGACUUUGAGGAGUACGGUGUGAUGCUGCAGGAGUUCAUCCAGCGUCUGCUGGGAAACACAGAGACAGCAGAGAGGCCAUCACAACUUUGAUCACGGUCAAGAUUCUCAA